Molecule: messenger RNA, 603 nt
Organism: Naegleria lovaniensis
Lineage: Eukaryota; Heterolobosea; Eutetramitea; Acrasida; Naegleriidae
Exons: 2
Coding region: 1-603 (200 amino acids)
Biological process (GO): protein peptidyl-prolyl isomerization
Cellular component (GO): intracellular membrane-bounded organelle
Molecular function (GO): peptidyl-prolyl cis-trans isomerase activity
Source: RefSeq, a predicted model, not a curated record
AUGACAAAACUUGCCCUCUCCUUGGUGUGUUUGCUUGUGUGCUUUUGUGGUGUUGUUCUUGCUGGAUCGGCCGAUGAUGAUUUGAAACAAGUUACUGAUAAAGUAUAUUUUGAUAUGCAAAUUGGUGAUAAACCUGCUGGCAGGAUUGUGUUUGGAUUGUUUGGUAAGACUGUUCCAAAGACUGCCGAAAAUUUCAAGCAAUUGGCCACUCAUGCUAAAGGCUUUGGCUACAAAGGAUCAAGCAUUCAUAGAAUCAUCUCUAACUUUGUCAUUCAAGGUGGUGAUUUUACUCAUCACAAUGGUAUGGGUGGUAAAUCCAUUUACGGAGAAAAAUUUGAAGAUGAAAACUUUAAGAUCAAUCACUUUGUGGGAUGUCUUUCAAUGGCCAAUGCUGGAAAGGAUACCAAUGGCUCUCAAUUCUUCAUUACUUUGGGUCCUACUCCAUGGUUGGAUGGUCGACAUGUUGUGUUCGGAAAGGUUUUGGAAGGCAUGGACGUUGUGAGAAAGAUUGAAAUGGUCAAGACACACGGUCAUGAUAAGCCUGUAGCUCCUGUCAAGAUUGUUGAUUGUGGAUUGUGGACGGACGACAUGGCUGAUUAUUAG